Molecule: messenger RNA, 1760 nt
Organism: Sardina pilchardus (European sardine)
Lineage: Eukaryota; Metazoa; Chordata; Actinopteri; Clupeiformes; Clupeidae
Product: L-amino-acid oxidase-like
Exons: 7
Coding region: 1-1575 (524 amino acids)
Biological process (GO): amino acid catabolic process
Molecular function (GO): L-amino-acid oxidase activity
Source: RefSeq, a predicted model, not a curated record
AUGGAGCCUUGUGCUGUGAAAUUGCUAUUACUUGUGGUCAGCAUGGUCUUGCUUCCCAUGAGCCACAGCUACUCUGCUACCAUCAUCCUCAGAGAACAUCUAGAGGAUUGUCUGACUGACAGGGACUAUAACAAACUACUUCAGACUAUGGAGAGCGGCCUUCCCCCCACAAACACAUCUCGCCAUGUUGCCAUCGUUGGAGCCGGUAUGGCUGGCCUGACGGCCGCCAAGUUACUGAAAGAUGCAGGACAUAACGUGACCAUAUUAGAGGCCAGUGGGAGAGUUGGAGGACGGGUGGAGACCUACAGGAAUGAGGAAGAGGGCUGGUAUGCUGAACUGGGAGCCAUGAGGAUUCCUAGUUUUCACCAUAUUGUUCUCUGGCUUGCUCGUGACCUGAACCUCACGUUGAAUGAAUUCAUCAUGAAUGACAACGAAACCUAUUACCUGGUGAAUGGAGGACCACCACUGAAGACACGUGUGGUAAACGAGAACCCAAACAUCCUGAGCUACAACGUGUCAGCAAAAGAGAGGAAUAAAACCGCUGACCAGCUGCUCCAACAGGCGUUACAGAAGGUGAACGACGAGGUGGAGGCGAAUGGCUGUAGAGCUGCGCUGGAAAAAUUUGACCACUAUUCUGUGAAGGAGUACCUGAAAGAAGAGGGGGGACUGAGUUCAGAGGCCAUCAGGAUGAUUGGAGACCUGCUCAACGAGCAGAGCCUAAUGCACACGGCACUAAGUGAGAUGAUCUACGAUCAGUCCGACAUUGGAGACGACAUCAAGUACUUUGAGGUGAUAGGUGGGUCUGACCUUCUUCCCAAAGCUUUGGCAGAAGUCCUUCAUGUCCCCAUUCGCCUGAACUCCACGGUCAAACGUAUCAGCCAGUCAGAUGACGGAGUCAUUGUCUCAUAUAAGGAAGAUGAGCAGUCUACACUCACUGAUCUUCAUGCUGACUUUGUCCUUGUCACAGCCACAGCCAAAGCAGCUCUUUUCAUGGACUUCAACCCACCUUUGUCCAUCCCAAAGAUGGAGGCCCUGAGGACAGUCCACUACGACAGCUCGACUAAAAUCCUCCUCACCUUCAGCGAGAAGUUCUGGGAGAAAAACGACGGCAUCCGUGGAGGAAAAAGCAUCACAGACCGACCCUCUCGCUACAUCUAUUACCCUAGCCACAGUUUCCCUGGAAACGACAAGAUUGGCGUCCUGCUAGCUUCCUACACCUGGUCAGAUGAGUCCCUCCUCUUCCUGGGCGCGAGCGACGAGGACCUCAAAGAGCUGGCCCUGACAGAUUUGGCGCAGAUCCACGGAGACUAUGUCAGGCCUCUCUGCACGGGCGUGCUGGUGAAGCGCUGGAGUGCGGAUCCUUACAGCUUGGGCGCCUUUGCGCUGUUCACGCCGUACCAACACUUGGAGUUCGCCGACGAGCUCUUCCGGAGCGAAGGCAGGGUGCACUUCGCCGGGGAGCACACAGCUUUCCCUCACGCCUGGAUCGAGACGUCGAUGAAAUCGGCAAUCAGGGCGGCGAAGAACAUCAACCUAGCGGCACCGGAGGACGAGUCGGUUGGACGUGCAGCCUAAAAAGAGUUUUAGUCGAGCUGCUUUUGUCAAACUUUUUGUGGUCCCACAGAGCUUUCUUUGAAAACAGCAAUAGCCUGCUUUCCAAAGAAGCUAAUAGUUUUUGCUUUGAUUAAUUGUAGGAAAUAGCUACUUCAGGCACAGUCUGUUUUUUUUAUGACUUUUAUUUUCAAUUUCUAAGCAUCAUU